Sipha flava (yellow sugarcane aphid) is the source of this 4306-nucleotide messenger RNA. RefSeq names its product DNA repair protein RAD50 (gene rad50). NCBI's taxonomy places the organism in Eukaryota, Metazoa, Arthropoda, Insecta, Hemiptera, Aphididae. The record is from RefSeq and is a predicted model, not a curated record. Gene Ontology annotation, molecular function: single-stranded telomeric DNA binding; G-quadruplex DNA binding; double-stranded telomeric DNA binding. The transcript has 22 exons. Bases 273 to 4193 code for a protein of 1306 amino acids. Gene Ontology annotation, biological process: telomere maintenance via telomerase; telomere maintenance via recombination; double-strand break repair. Gene Ontology annotation, cellular component: nucleus; condensed nuclear chromosome; Mre11 complex.
UUAUAACAUGUUAUCAGUUACAAUUGUUCGUUUGUCCAUGAAUCGUUUUUAUUCAUAACGAUGAAGUUGCAGUCAUGUUUAAUAUUUAUUGUUACGUCUUCACUGCAUAAGUAAUAGUUUAUUUUAUCCUACCUAUAGUCUUAUUUGUUGACUGUGAGCAGUAAUCUUGUAAAGGUAGACAGUGAACUGUGAACAUAGCACUCAAUUGCAGUCUUAAACGUUGUUCCAACACACUGUUACAUACCUUAAGGGCCUUAAGGACGACGUAAAAAAUGUCUACACUGGAAGAAAUAUCAAUUCAAGGUAUAAGAAGUUAUCAUCCACAUGAAAAACAGAGUUUAAAAUUUCAAAAACCACUAACAUUAAUUUUGGGCCAAAAUGGUUGUGGAAAAACCACCAUAAUUGAGUGCCUUAAGUAUGUAACAUGUUCAGACCAACCAAAAAAUACAAAAUCUGGUGGUUUUGUAUGGGAUCCUAAGCUAUCAGAUUAUAAUACUGUUAAAGGCAAUGUAAAACUAUUAUUUCGUGACAUUAAGGAUAUUUCUGUUGUAGUCUCAAAGACUUUAGAAUCGACUCAAAAAUUAAAAACUGUCACUACCAAAUCUCUAGAUCAAACUAUUUCUAGAAAAGGCCAAAGUACUUCACACAAAUGUACAAAUAUAGAUGAAGUGAUGUGUGAUCUUUUAGGAGUUUCAAAAUCGAUUUUAAAAGAUGUUGUUUUUUGUCACCAAGAAGACUCUAAUUGGCCUUUAGAUGAAGACAAAAAAGUUAAAGAAAAAUUUGAUUCAAUAUUUGACGUUGGGAAAUAUGACAAAUGUAUUAAACAAGUUCGUGAUAAAAUAAAGUUAAUUGGUCAAGAAAAAAAGAUAGCUGAUAUAGAAUUAGAACAUUUAAAAAAUUAUCGAGAAGAAGCUCGUACCAAAAGAUCUAUGCUAGAUAAUAAAAAUUGUCUGUUAGAAGAAUUAGAAAAAAAGAUGAACAUCAUCGAUAAUGAUUUGAAGCCCGUAGAAGACCGAUUUAUUGAAAUAUUGCACAUUGAAGAUAACUUAUCUGUUUUAAAAAAUUCAUUAUUAACUUCACAGGGACGGUUGAAAUCUCUUAAAUUAGCUCAAAAAGAAUUAAAAUCAGUAAUCAAAGUAAAGUUUGAAGGAAAUGAUUUUGAAAUUGAUGAUGCAAUAAUGAAUUUCAAAAAUAACUUGAUAAGAAAAAAUGAAGAAAAGAAAACAUUGAUUGAUAAAAAAAACAACUCUAUUAGCGAUGAAAAUAGAAUUCAAGAAAAGAUAAAUAAAGAACAAAUAAAUUUAGGGAGUUAUCAAAAUGAGGAAAAACAAUAUCAAAAUAAUAUGCAAAAACAAAGUACAAAAAUAACUGAAAUAGCACGUGAAAUGGAAACUAUUUUACCAGCUUUAACAAAAUUUAAUCGAAUAGAAGUAAUAAGAAUUCUGUCAAAUGAAUUGAAAUCUAUGAAUGAUAAAUUAGAAUGUAUCCAAAAAGAAAAUUAUAAUACUGAAAUUAAAUUGCAAUCAAAUAUUGAUUAUUUGAGAGUAGAAAAGGCUAAACUAGAUCAAGAGAUUAAAAUCAAAGAAAAACAUUUUUUGGAAAAUUCUUCUGAAAUUAAAAAUCUGUCGAAAGAUGUUGAACAAGUUAAAUAUUUAGCAAGUAAGUUAACAAUACUUGAGAAAUCAAAAGUUGAUAAUGAAACAAAACUAAGAACAUUAAAUGCAUCAUUUGAUAUUGAUGAAAUUAAAAGUGAAAUAAAUAUGAAAAAAGAAGAAAAAAAUAAAUUAAAUUUAAAAUUAGAAGUUGUAGAAAAAGAAGUACAACAAUUACAAUUAUUUAGUAGUGUACAAGCAGAACUUGAUUCUGUACUAUUAAAUAAAUCGGGAAUAGUAAACAAACUUAAAAAAUUACAAAACAAAGUCAAUGAUGUGUUAAACGAUCUACUUGGGUAUAUACCUGAAGAAAAAUUACCUAAACUAAAAUUUGUGUUUACAAAAUUUUUAAAUAAUUUGACUGAUUCAGUCAAAGUCAAACGAAAAAUGGUAUCAGAAAUGCAAAGAGAAUAUACAACCCUUGAAGCAAACUAUAAUCAUACUCAAGAAACAUUACGUAGAAAACAAAGAGAUCUUUCUGAUGAUGAACUUGCUAUGAGUGAUAUGUGUCUAGGACAGGAAUAUGAUGUAUUAGUAAAAGAAGUUAAUGAAAAAGUGGAAGAAUUACAAAAUCAAAAGGGCUCAGUCUCAACUUCUGGUCAUCUUUUUCGGCGAUAUAUAAAAAGUCUAGAAGCUAAGGAUCCUUGUUGUCCACUUUGUCAUCGUGGCUUUGAUUCUAUGGAUGAAGUGACUGAACUCAUAAAUGAUUUAAAUGUGAGAGUUGAUAAAAUUCCUAAUGAAUUAGAAACAACAACAACACAAUUAGAAACACUUCUCGAAAAACAAUCUAAGCUUCAACAAUUAAAACCUACCUAUACUAGAAUAGCAGUUUUGAAUAACACUGAAAUACCUAAACUCAAAGAUGAAAUAGAAAUGUUUAAAAAUAAGUCAAAUAAAUGUCGCAAGGAAUUGUCCACAUUAUCUGAUACUCUUGAAAAAUUAGAAAAUACAGAAGCAACUGCUAAAAGCAUUUUAUCUGACGUAAUAAUGAUUGAUAGUUAUUAUAAUGAUAUUCAAAGAUAUAUAAAUGAAGAACAACGUUUAAUAUCAAAAAUAAAUGAAACAGGCUCUACUAGAAGUAUUCAAGAAGCACUAUCUGAGCAGAGCACUUUAAAAAAAAUUAUAAAUAAUAUCUACAACACUUUAGAAAAAAAACAACAUGAAUUGAGUGAAUAUAAUGAAACAUUACAUGCCUUGCAAAUUGCACAAAAUCAAAUUGUAAGUGAUGAGUUAAAUAUAAAAAGGAAACUACAAGAUGAAAAAGUUAUGAUGAAUAAAUUGAAUGAUUUACAAAAUCUUGAAGCAACAUUAAGUAUAGAAUUAGAAAGUAGUAGAAAAUCCAUAAUACCUAUUGAAAACCAAUUAGAAACUUGUAUAAAAAACUUUGAUCAAAUUAAAAAACAGCAUGAGCAAAAUAUUGAAAAUAAGAGAAAAGAAAUUAUGUUUCUAGAAAAAAAAUUUCAAGAAAUAAAUAACUUGGAGACAUUAAUUAAUGAUUAUGAAAAAAAAGAGUGGUCAUUACGAAUAAAAGAAGUAAAUAAUUUGAUAGACAAUUUAAUAGGAGAAAAAGUACUAUGUGUUGAAAACCAAAUGAACAUUCAAAAACAAAUUGAUUCCAUUAAUGAAUAUAAUGCUAAUCAAGAGAUACAAAAAAUAGAUUUGGAAAAUAAUAAAAAAUUAAGACAAAAAAUAAACGAAGAAAAUGAAUGUUUAUCUGAAAUACAUAAAUUAAAAAAAAAAGUUGGAAAUUUGGAUGUGGAUGAUUUGAUGUAUGAAAAAAAAAGUAACAGAGAAAAAUCAGAAACCUUGCAUAAAGAAAGAAACCAAAUUUCUGGUAGAGUAGAUGAAUUAUAUAAUGUUAUUUCGAGUAUUAGGCUAGAUUUAUCAGCUAUUCCUUAUUUAAAUGCUGAACAUAAAUACUUGCAUAAAAAAGUAAAUCUAGAGAUUUUAAAACGUGUUGAAAGUGAUUUAUCAAAGUACGCUAAAGCUCUUGAAUGGGCAUUAAAUCGGUUUCAUACAGAUCACAUGCAAAGUAUAAAUACUAUCAUUAAAAAUUUAUGGAGAGAUAUUUACACCGGCAAUGAUAUAGACUAUAUUCAAAUAAAAACAUCUGAUGAUAACAAACCCAUAUCAACUGAUUCAAGUAAAAAAAGAGUCUUCAAUUAUAAAGUUGUGCAGAUAAAAAAUGAUAUUGAAUUGGAUAUGCGAGGAAGAUGCAGCGCUGGUCAAAAAGUUUUAGCUUGCUUAAUUGUAAGAAUGGCAUUAGCAGAAACAUUUAGUAAAAAUUGUGGUAUACUAGCAUUAGAUGAGCCUACAACAAAUUUAGAUGAAUCCAAUAUACAAAGCUUAGCUGAAGCUUUAUCGGGAAUCGUACAGCGUCGCAGCUUACAAAAAUCUUUCCAAUUAAUUAUUAUUACUCAUGAUCCAAGUUUUUUGAAUAAAUUGUCUGCAAGAGACUUGGUGGAUACGUAUUAUGAAGUAAAAAGAAAUAAUGAUGGUAUUUCAAUAGUGGAAGAAAUGGAUAUCAAACUUUUGCCUUAAGAAAACUUUAAUAUUUAGUUAUAACUAUAUUUAAUAAAUAAUAUACAGUACUUAUCCUUUUAUAUUGUACUUUGCUAUUAAAAAAAAAAAAAAAAACAUUUUUUUAUUUCUAU